This is a messenger RNA of Saccharomyces eubayanus, 1005 nucleotides long. RefSeq names its product acid phosphatase DET1 (gene DET1). Bases 1 to 1005 code for a protein of 334 amino acids. The transcript has a single exon. The record is from RefSeq and is a predicted model, not a curated record. NCBI's taxonomy places the organism in Eukaryota, Fungi, Ascomycota, Saccharomycetes, Saccharomycetales, Saccharomycetaceae. Gene Ontology annotation, molecular function: phosphatase activity.
AUGUGUGACAAAGAUGUUCAUGUCAGUGAAGAUGUUGCUGGCGACGAAGGUCCUUUUAGAAAUGCUAGACCAAGAUUAAUUGUGCUUGUAAGGCACGGCGAAAGUGAGUCAAAUAAAAACAAAGAGGUAAACGGUUACAUCCCUAAUCACUUGAUCCCUUUAACUAAAACAGGCCAAAUUCAAGCUAGGCAAGCCGGUAUUGACUUACUCCGUGUUUUAAACGUAGAUGACCAUAAUUUAGUGGAAAAUCUGGCUGAAAAAUACAUUGGGGAUGAAAGUAGCAGGAGAACUUUACCUUUAAAGGACUAUACCAGAAUAAGCAAAGAAAAGGACGUGAACGUGCUUUUCUACACAUCACCUUACAGAAGGGCAAGGGAAACUUUGAAAGGUAUUUUGGACGUCAUUGAUGAAUAUAAUGAAUUGAAUAGUGGUGUGCAUAUUUGUGAAGAUUUGAGGUAUGACCCCUGCGGUAAACAGAAGCAUGCCUUUUGGCCCAGAGGAAUCAAUAACAGUGGAGGGGUUUACGAAAAUAAUGAAGACAUUAUCUGUAAAGGAAAGCCCGGUAAAUGUUACCUGCAAUAUCGGGUUAAAGAUGAACCAAGAAUAAGGGAACAAGAUUUUGGUAACUUCCAAAAAAUCAAUAGCAUGCAAGAUGUCAUGAAAAAGAGAUCCACGUAUGGACAUUUCUUUUUCAGGUUCCCCCAUGGAGAAAGCGCAGCAGACGUAUAUGACAGAGUAGCCAGUUUUCAAGAGACUUUAUUCAGACACUUCCACGACCGACAAGAGAGAAGACCCAGGGAUGUCGUUGUUCUUGUUACACAUGGCAUCUACUCCAGAGUUUUUCUCAUGAAAUGGUUCAGAUGGACGUAUGAGGAAUUUGAAUCAUUCACUAAUGUUCCUAAUGGGAGCGUAAUGGUAAUGGAGUUGGACGAAUCAAUAAACAGAUACGUCUUGAGGACCGUAUUACCUAAAUGGACAGAUUGUGAGGGAGACCUCAUAACAUGA